AUGACAUGUAAACCAAAGACACUAAGAGGAAAGGGUGGUCGGAUGACCGCGCCGAUUGGAAGAAGUGUUUGGAUAAAUCUCUACAAACAACUUGAGAGAGAGGCUGCCAAAUUUCCUCAGUACAAUUAUCGAGUAUUCGCCCAGCGAAGGAUUCGUGAUCACUUUGAAGCUAAUCGUGGUGUAACUGACCCUGCCGUACAGAGAGAGCUCCUUAAGAAAGCGCAGGACCAGUUGGAAGUUAUACGUCGUCAGGUCAUUAUAAGUCAGCUUUACCCCCACAAGAAAACUGUGGUUGAAGAGAAAUUGUCAGCCUCUCACUAG
Necator americanus (New World hookworm) is the source of this 321-nucleotide messenger RNA. RefSeq lists its product as uncharacterized. Gene Ontology annotation, biological process: iron-sulfur cluster assembly. Gene Ontology annotation, cellular component: L-cysteine desulfurase complex; mitochondrion. The coding region runs from base 1 to 321 and encodes 106 amino acids. NCBI's taxonomy places the organism in Eukaryota, Metazoa, Nematoda, Chromadorea, Rhabditida, Ancylostomatidae. The record is from RefSeq and is a predicted model, not a curated record. The transcript has 4 exons.